AGUGAAAUGGGAGAUAAACAUCGGGGGGCGUCAAUGGUCAAAAUAGGAUUUCCCAAAUAGAGAAGUUAGUUUCCUUGAGAUUCGGCCACGGUUUCUACUCUGCCAUCACCACCACCACCACCACCACCACCUCCACCUCCACAAUAUAUAUAUCCAACGCAAUUGUUGAGUGUUCCUCAAUUUUCUCUCACCUGAAAACACAAGCAGGAAUUUUUCAAAGGAAAAACCCCAGUCAAGAAAAAACCAAACACAGACGCGGCAAAUUGAGGAAAUCAUUUCUCAUCAAUACAUAUCAUACGUUACGUUGAUAACUCACGUUUUUUCGGCCCAGCUUACGCUCACGUCUGAAUUUCAAUUGGGGUUUGCAUUUUCCUUGGUCAUCACAAGCUUAGGAUGGAUUGGUCUCCAGAUUCUGCUAGAAACGCAUAUCUUGAUACCGUUAAACUGUGCAAUCAACAAGAACAUAAAUGUUCAUGUUCGACAACAGAGCCUGAGAGCAAGGAAUUCAUAUCAGCCUUAGCAGCAGGCAUUAAUGCAAAGCUCAUUGUUGAAGUCACACCUGAGGCAUCCUCAUCAACAAUAGCAUUAGCAGCAGCAGCUAGACAAACUGGAGGCAAGCUUGUGUGCAUUCUUCCAGAACCAAGACUUGACAAAUCGCAGAAAGUAAUAGAUGAUUCAGGUCUAAACGACAUGGUGGAAUUCAAAACAGGCGACCCAGUUGAUGUCUUGCCAAAUUAUGAAAGCAUUGAUUUUUCCCUCGUUGAUUGCAAAACUGACAAUUAUGCGAAUUUUCUUGAGUUGUUGGAUGUGAAUCCCAUGAGAUCAGUGGUAGUGGCAGAUAAUUUGGCGGAGGGGAGAAAAGGGCUGGAGGGGCAUGUGAAAGGAAUGGAAAAUAAAGGGAAAGUGCGGUCAAUGAAGCAUCCGAUCGGGAAAGGCAUGGAGGUUACUAUGAUAGGGAAGAGCAAUGAGGUGACUUGGAAGAGAAAUCAGAGCAAAGGAAGUUAUUCUUCUAGAGCAAGAGGUGGGUCAGGGAAGAAGGGUGGUGGUAAAAGCAAAUGGGUUAUUAAGAUUGAUGAGAAGAGUGGUGAGGAACAUAUUUUUAGAACGACUUGAUUUAUCUAUAGAUCGUUUAUUGAAAUCCUUUUAUGUUCUUCCAAAAGUUAGCAAGGUUGAAAACUGUCAUCUAUCACAACACAAAUGAGAAGAAUCAAUUCAGAAGUAUAUAUAUGCACAAUGUGUCUAUCGCUUUA
This is a messenger RNA of Rhododendron vialii, 1250 nucleotides long. RefSeq names its product caffeoyl-CoA O-methyltransferase-like. Lineage: Eukaryota; Viridiplantae; Streptophyta; Magnoliopsida; Ericales; Ericaceae. The coding region runs from base 394 to 1113 and encodes 239 amino acids. The record is from RefSeq and is a predicted model, not a curated record. The transcript is spliced from 2 exons.